Aureobasidium vineae is the source of this 1059-nucleotide messenger RNA. The record is from the annotation of a GenBank genome assembly. Lineage: Eukaryota; Fungi; Ascomycota; Dothideomycetes; Dothideales; Saccotheciaceae.
AUGUCACACCAACUAGGCAUCUCUACGAUGUCCCUCGGCCGUGCCUGGGUGCACGAUAUGGAACCAAAGCUCGACCAAGCAGCAAAACACGGCUAUACUGGUGUUGAGAUCUUUUACGAAGAUCUGGUUUAUCACGCCAAAAAGUAUCCCGGAGGCGAGACACCAGAAAAUCAACUACGAGCCGCCGAAGACAUCUAUUCAAUGUGCAAGGACCGUGAUCUCAGCAUUAUCGUCCUCCAACCAUUUAUGCAUUACGAUGGCCUUAUCGACCGCCAAAAGCACGCCGAACGGAUCGAAGAACUGAAAUUCUGGUUCAAGCUCGCACAUGCACUGCACACAGAUAUGAUUGCCAUUCCUGCAUCUUUCCUGCCGGAAUCGGAAUGUACCGGUGAUAUGUCAGUAAUCGUUGCCGACCUCCAAGAAGCAGCCGAUCUGGGUGCGGCACAGAAUCCACCUCUCCGUUUCGCGUACGAAGCACUGUGCUGGAGCACACAUUGCUCGACCUGGGAGCAGAGUUGGGAAGUUGUGUCCGCAGUGGACAGACCUAAUUUCGGACUAUGCCUCGACACCUUUAACAUUGCUGGUCGCAUCUACGCUGAUCCUACCCAACCAUCUGGCAAGCGCGCAACUGCAGACGCCGAUCUAGCUGCAGCCAUCGCUGCAAAGCUUGUUCGUCCUGAUAAGUUAUUCUUUGUGCAAGUCGUCGACGCCGAGAGAUUAUCUUCACCCCUGGUCGAGGGUCAUCCAUUCUACGACCCAGAGCAACCCGCUCGUAUGUCAUGGUCACGCAACUGCAGACUUUUCUACGGAGAGCAAGAUCGCGGUGCAUAUCUACCCAUUCGCGAGAUCCUGAAGGCCAUUUUGCAUGACUUGGGCUAUAGUGGAUGGCUGAGCUUUGAGUUGUUUAAUCGCUCCAUGGCGGAUCCCAGUCCUGAGACACCGGCAGAGCACGCUCGCCGUGGUGCCGAAGCUUGGGAGAAGAUUGUGGCUGAUCUGGAACUGAAUGGUCAUGCCGCUGAUAGUGCCGUCAGUGUCAGCUCCUCAGGGGUCAAGGCAUGA